AUGAGUAGAACGAAGCCAAAUAUCGACUUUUUCACGACGCGGUUGAUCAUAAAGAAGCAAUGGAUGAAGAGAUGUUAACGAAGAGAUCUCACAGCUCUCGGGCCCAGUCUUCUUUGUUGAAAUUUUGAACACUUUCUCACUAGAACAUCCCGAAUCGCUGUUCCGUUCCAGUAUAUCGUUAACUGAUGAAAGCACUGAUUCCGCUGGAGCGUCGAACACCGAAUCACCUAAGCUAUCCCCAUCGACGUAGUGGGCCAAUUGCAUUCCGUCAUCCGAACGGGUUCGCUUUAAACUAUGAAUCCAGCAGUCUACACCACUUCGAUUUUCUUCCGAGGAAAAGUUCAAAACAUCCCUAUGAAGGAGUUUUGCGCGAAGACAGUCUCCUCUAUUACUAUCAAGAUGGGUCAUUUCUGGUAUUGGGCAGAGGUGUUGUUGUCCAGUAGAUGUACAUCCAUCAGCCGCUCCUCCAGACCUCCGUUCACGCGAAUCCCCGGUUCCAUUUGUGUUCGAACCGCUACACGCCAGAUAAGGUUUGCCACCAUCACCGCCUCCUCCAGGACCUCCCGCGACACCCCCUGA
Messenger RNA from Haemonchus placei, 579 nucleotides. Lineage: Eukaryota; Metazoa; Nematoda; Chromadorea; Rhabditida; Trichostrongylidae. The record is from the annotation of a GenBank genome assembly.